Molecule: messenger RNA, 843 nt
Organism: Drosophila suzukii
Lineage: Eukaryota; Metazoa; Arthropoda; Insecta; Diptera; Drosophilidae
Source: RefSeq, a predicted model, not a curated record
AUGGUGCUCAUGGAAAGCUACUUCUUUUGUGCCUCCGUGCGACUUGGUGUUUUGUGCAUUUGCGUUUUUGCCGCCGUAAAAAGUACUGUCUUUAUGUGGCUGAUAUUCUCCGAUGGAACCACUUUCCUCUUCUUUGUGAUUAACAUAUUGGAAACUCACUACAAGACUAGCAAUAUUAUAAGAGAAUCGGCUGACUGGGUGGAAAAAUAUCCCAAAGAGCUUAUGACGUUUUUCCAACUUUACAGCUUUUGUCACAUUAUAACUUGUAUUUUGGCAGCCUUAGGAGCAUACAAACUGAAGAAGUACCACGUUAUACCUUUGGCCGUCUUCGAGUGUAUUUUCACAGUUCAAGUAGUAGUCAUAUCAAUUAUAUCCCUUCGGAUUGCCAGACAAAUCGUUCCCUUGGCCACUUUAAUCCUGCUUACUCUUGGUCUGACAUUCUAUGCAAUGCUUGUGGGGUACGAUGCGUUGACGUUAAUUGCCUUUGUGCAAAUUAUGUUUCUGGUGAGGAGUGAACGAUACCAACGUCUUUAUGGCACCGACCCCCUAAAUCCAGUAACUGACGGAAUAGAUCACAAACAAACAUCACCAAGUUAUCCGAUCUCUCAGCAACCCAUAAUUAUUUAUGUUAUGCCCAAAGUAGGACAAAAAUUGUGGGACGUGCCGCAAAAGAAAUGGUGGCAGGACCAAAAAACUGAUAGUCGCGUUCCACAAAAGCAUCCACACGAUGUGUCUUCGGAUUUUUUCCAACGACAGGAGCUUUUAUCAAACGUGUUGUUACGAAAUGCCAUUAAUGAAGACUAUUGGACAAAGAAAAAAGAGUUGGGAUCUAGAAAAGCUUAG